GUCGGAGGACUAGACGAGUAUGCAGUAGCCGACGCCAUUGCGCUGGGGAGAGUGACAAAGCCCUUAAUUGCCUGGUGCAUCGGCACAUGUGCUGAAGCUCUGGCCCGUCGCCAUUCCAAGAGCGACAGCACCGAUGAAGUGGAUGUCUCGAGUGUGCAAUUUGGUCACGCCGGUGCCUGCGCUCAAUCACCACACGAGACAGCAACUGCCAAAAACUCUGCAUUGAGAAAGGCGGGGGCCUAUGUGCCCAACUCUUUUGACGAGCUGGACACGAUGAUUCAGUAA
Protopolystoma xenopodis is the source of this 285-nucleotide messenger RNA. The record is from the annotation of a GenBank genome assembly. NCBI's taxonomy places the organism in Eukaryota, Metazoa, Platyhelminthes, Monogenea, Polystomatidea, Polystomatidae.